Penicillium canescens is the source of this 615-nucleotide messenger RNA. RefSeq lists its product as uncharacterized. The record is from RefSeq and is a predicted model, not a curated record. NCBI's taxonomy places the organism in Eukaryota, Fungi, Ascomycota, Eurotiomycetes, Eurotiales, Aspergillaceae. The coding region runs from base 1 to 615 and encodes 204 amino acids. The transcript has a single exon.
AUGGAGAGAAUCCAACGUCCGGCGACGUACUGGGGCAGUCGAAUUGCGGAGCUAGAGACCAAUGGCGGACUCAUACAUACGCCUGAAAUUUGGAUCGUGGCAAUACGGCCCAACCAGCCCACGUACGAAGCGCCAACAGAGCUCGCGGCAUCUGAAGAGCCAUUUGACGCCUUAGUCCAGCCUGUGGAGAGCAAAUACAUGUACAGAGACCCCGAUACGAGCAUGCCGGUGAUGUGGUUAAAGGGUACGGGCGUAUACUUGAGACAUCGACAUCCUCAAAUGGAGACUCAACGGUCGAAAUACAUGUGUACCGUGGAAUCUUCCUCUUUUGCGAUCGAUUGGGAUGAUCUUUACCAAGACAUACGGCCCGGCUCUACCCUACCCUACAUCGACGCUUCAGGAGAACCCCACACGAUCAAAUUUUCAGAGCAUGAUACGGCCAUGGAAUUCAAGUCGGAUACCCAUAAUGAAGAUCGCUCGGUUGUUUUGUGGAAGAGAAUGUACGGUCCGGAGGCGAACGCGGUAUUCAAUGGCAGGGUGCUAGACAGAAAUGGGAGGAAUAUUUUGGGAGAGGUUGAGUUUGCUUUCAAGUUCCCUUUUCAGAGUAACAUAUAA